AUGGAAAACAUAUACGACGAAGGAAAUCCGAACGAUCUCAAGCGCCCGACCCUGGGGAACAUCGAUCUUGGAACACGGAAAUUCUACACCGUGAAAGGGCAGGAUGGAAAGUUGAUUCGAAGGACGGAUCUCCUGGUCAGACCCAAAGUCGUCCUCGCUCAUACCCUCGAGGAGCUCGUACCGACGGUACCCCUGGUCCCAGCAAACUGUAAACUGUAA
Messenger RNA from Coprinopsis cinerea okayama7#130, 219 nucleotides. RefSeq lists its product as hypothetical. Lineage: Eukaryota; Fungi; Basidiomycota; Agaricomycetes; Agaricales; Psathyrellaceae. The coding region runs from base 1 to 219 and encodes 72 amino acids. The record is from RefSeq and is a predicted model, not a curated record. The transcript has a single exon.